This is a messenger RNA of Danio rerio (zebrafish), 1591 nucleotides long. The record is from RefSeq and is a predicted model, not a curated record. Lineage: Eukaryota; Metazoa; Chordata; Actinopteri; Cypriniformes; Danionidae.
CGAGUUUAGCCGAAGCUGUGUCGUACGUAAGCAAAAACCGUCCGCUAUGAGACCCGCAGGAAGAGCUCAACGAUCAAGAUAGUAUAUCAACAAAAUAACUCAAAAGGGUUAUAAUGUCUUAAUAUAUUUUUAAUCGGCUCAUGUCAGUGUCAACUGAGCUUUCUGUAAGAUGUCUAUGGUCCUGUUUGCCUCAGUGGUGAGAGUGAGGGACGGUUUGCCUCUCUCAGCCUCCACAGACUAUGAACUGGAUAAAGGAAUUCAGGAGACAAAGAAACAUCUCAAGGUCCUGUCCAAAAAACUCAGCCAGUUUCCUGAUCGCUGCUCACUCAGAUCUGGACUAUACAAUAUCAACUUCACAAGCUCUCUCGGAGUUGGGUACUUGAUGGUUUGCACAGAGAACUAUCCCAAUGUCCUGGCCUUCAGCUUCUUAGAUGAGCUUCAGAGAGAGUUCAUAGUCACGUAUGACACCAAGCGGAUCAACAGUGCUUUGAGGCCUUUCUCUUUCAUUGAGUUUGAUAACUUCAUUCGGAAAACCAAGCUGCGUUACAACAGCCCACGUUCGCUCUCUACCAAGAUUAAUCUGGCCGACAUGCAGACCGAGAUCAAGCUCCGGCCUCCUUAUCAGCUCUCGGCGGAGGACAUUGGAUCAAUCAACGGCUUCUCACAACACAAGGAGUCUAAAUAUAAAGGCAUAGCUCCUAAUCAAAUGUUGGAGGCUGUCACCCUGUCGGGUAUUGUCGCCUGUGUCCUAAGCAUCCUGUGUGGCGCUCUUAAUUUACUGCGGGGAGUCCAUGCGAUUGAAAGCGUAUUGCAGAACGACGAUGAAGACUUUAAUUACGUAAUUGCUUUUUUCCUUGGAACCGCAGCGUGUUUGUAUCAGUGUUACUUAUUCGCCUACUUCUCAGUCUGGAGAAACAUCAAGUCAUUCCUGGCCUUCGCUCUGAUCUGCCUGUGUAAUAUGUAUCUGUAUGAACUCCGUAACCUGUGGCAGAUCCUCUUUCACGUGACAGUGGGAGCGUUCAUCACUCUGCAGAUCCACCUGAGACGACCGCAGGGCAAAGCACCUGACUAUAAUGUUUGACCCCCUUGAACUCUUCAAGACUGUGUAAUAUAGCCCAACAUGGCAACUAUGAAUCUCUUCCUGGCCCGUUUGAGGACAUGCAGUAUGGAUUUUAAAAGGUUUACAAACGGUUUUGAAAAAUGUCCUGCUGUUUCACAUUUAGCUACUGUUCUGGUUAAAGCAGAAGGUUCAUGAAGUUGAUUUCAUAAAAGCAUUCAUUCAUUCAUGCAUACAUAUUUUUUAUUAUUAUUGUUAGAUGAUUCUGAUGUGCACAAUACAUUUUCCAAUAAGGAGUUUUAUUAUUGAUAUCAUAUUUAAAGAGGCAGCUCAUCUAAAAAUGAAAAUAUUGUGUUCUUGAAUAAAGUUUAUGUGGCUUUUUUCCAUAAAAUGAGUGAUGACCAUGGUCAGUCAAAGAUAAUUAUUAAAUAAAUAAAUAAAUAAAUAAAGUAUGCAAUUUUUUUCCAUACAUUGAUACACAUUUUGCAGUAGGUGUAAAAUGUUCUUGUAUAAAAAUCCAAAAUCAAACAAAAA